Molecule: messenger RNA, 2109 nt
Organism: Sorghum bicolor (sorghum)
Lineage: Eukaryota; Viridiplantae; Streptophyta; Magnoliopsida; Poales; Poaceae
Exons: 2
Coding region: 158-1777 (539 amino acids)
Source: RefSeq, a predicted model, not a curated record
UCGGUGACUGGAACCAUAUGGCGUGUGUCAGGUUAGCCUAGCCAUUCCAUUACGCCAACGGCCAUCCCGAAGCCAUACGGACCAUCUCGUUCCUGUUCAUCUUCUCCACGUAGCCAGUGCCCUCCAGUCCAGUCUUAUUGCUGCCGGGCCGGCGCCAAUGGCCGCAGCCUCCUCCGUCGUGGAGCUCUGCACGUUGGCGAUCGCGAAACUCGACGCCGCCACCUCGGCGAAGUUCUUCCACGACGACGACGGAACCGGAGCCGGAGCCAUCACCACCUUCUCUUGGCCCGAGGCGGAGAGGACGCCGUCGAGGCUCACCAGCCAUACCGCGCUCCAAGCACUCUGCGAAAAGCACCAGGUCCCGGCUGACUACAUUCCUAUCAGUCUCGACAGUUGCUGGGUGGCCUGCCGUCCGCCGCCGGAGGGCUCUAACGCCAUCUGCGUCUACGCCGACGCGCUCGAGGCCGGCAUGAGGAUUCCGCUCCAUGAGUUCUACGUGGCGGUUCUUGGGCACUUCGGCCUCGCGCCCGACGCGUGGCGCUACAUGGCCGCCUUUGUGCUGCUCUGCAAGGACGCCGGCGUCGAGCCCACGCUGCGCGCUUUUCGCUCCUUCUUCUCCAUAUGCACCCACAAGGGUGACUACGCGGGGUGGUACCACUUCAGCUGCAGGCCCUACUUCGAGUCGCGCUCCGGCGUCACGACCGGCCUCUUCGCUGGCAAGAUGCCAAGAUCCGCUGGGUGGCAGUACAGGUUCUUCCACCUCCAGUCCCCAUCGACGAUGCCUUGGCCAUGCGCGGUGAAAUGGGGAAAGCCAAGCAGAGCAGCUGUCCGCUUGCCGGAGGUGACAUGGGAGGACACGGUCGUGAAAAGGCUGUUGGAGAGGGCGGGCGGCUCGGCCAUUGAUGUCAUAGAGUUUCUCUCCCGGCGCAGUCCGCCCGUCGUCGCCCCGCCGCAAGACGCUCUUCUGAGAGACAGAGUUCGACUUACCUUCACCCCGCAGCACAAGCACAAGCACAAGCACAAGCUGAUGAAGGUGGGAGCCGCCGCCGCCAUAGCAGGGCCGCCGGCGCCGCCGCCGCAGCAGCAGGAAUCAACGAGGAAGCGCAAAUCCUAUCCCUCGACGCACACGCGGGGAUUGGUCGAUUGCAUCGCGGAGGCGUCAGAGUUGGCGAAGGACACCAUGGCAGAGCUUGAUGAGAAGGGGAAGGAGCUGCGGGAGACCAGAGGGGAGGUCGCCCACCUCAAGGAGCAGCGGCGCGCCAUGAGAGACGAGCAUGCUGGCGACGUCGCUCAGCUCAAGGAGGCGGCGAGCGUCGCAAAUGCUCACCACGCGGCCGAGGUCCGCCGACUCGCGGACGAGCAUCGCAAGGCACGCACCGCGCAUGGCGAGGAGGUGAAGGCAGAGCGCGCGUCCGUGGUCGCUAAGCUCCAGGAGGAGCACGCAGCUGCAGUCGCAGAGCUCACAGAGAACCUCAACAAGGAGCAUGCUGCCGCUGUCGCUCGGCUCAAGGAGAAGCACGCGGCCGAGGUCGGCCGACUAGCCGACGACAAGGCAGAGCGCGCGGCCAAGCUCCAGGACGAUGUCGCUCGGCUCAAGGAGGAGCACGCGGCCGACGUCGCCCGCGUGAAGGACGCUGCGGACAGGGAGGUGCAGGAUGCCAAGAAGAACAUCGUGCUUCGCCUCUUCCCGGAACUGGACGUCUCACUGCUGGAACGACCAAAGCUCAAGGGAGAUCUCGCUGCUGCCGGAACGCUCAAAGCUCAGGGGAGAUCCUGAUGAAACUGCAGAUCGAUCAGUGGAAUCAUGAACCAUUCCAUAUUUUGUUGACGGCCUUCCUUCGUCAAGAGGUUGAGUUCCUAAAGGCUACUAGGAGAAAUGAAGCCUGUUCUAACGACGUAGUAUAUGGUGACUGGCCAUCGUGAAGAUGAUUUUUGGCACCGCCAUCGUGUGGUUACUUUUGGAAGUACAUGUCAUCAGUUUAGUAUGUUCUUCUCAACUAGUAUGUAUUAGGCCUUGUUUAGCUCAAAAAAAAUUGCAAAAUAGGAAUAAUAUCCCUUUCGUUUGUAUUUGAUAAAUAUUGUCCAAUCAUGUACUAACUAGACUCAAAA